Molecule: messenger RNA, 375 nt
Organism: Helianthus annuus (common sunflower)
Lineage: Eukaryota; Viridiplantae; Streptophyta; Magnoliopsida; Asterales; Asteraceae
Product: receptor-like protein kinase ANXUR2
Exons: 2
Coding region: 1-375 (124 amino acids)
Biological process (GO): protein autophosphorylation
Cellular component (GO): plasmodesma; plasma membrane
Molecular function (GO): ATP binding; transmembrane receptor protein tyrosine kinase activity
Source: RefSeq, a predicted model, not a curated record
AUGGAGCAUGUCAGCGGCAAUGCUUACACUGCAUUCGGCUACCUUGACCCACAGCAGAAACAAGGUUUCUUAACUACAAGUUCCGAUAUAUAUUCGAUUGGUGUGGUUUUAUUUGAGAUUUUAUGCGGAAGAUUGGCAUGGGCAGAGGAUUGUAAGGAUCACACUGAGUCUUUAGGCCCUUUGGCUAAAAGGGUCUAUGAAGAAGGAAAACUUGAUGAGACAGUGUUUGAGGGUAUAAAAGAACAAUUAGGUCCAGAAUCAUUGUCUGUAUAUGCAGGUGUUGCCUAUCAAUGCUUACAUGACGAGAGUGAAGAACGUCCAACAGCACGGGAGUUGGUAAUACAACUCAAGAAGGCGUUGGAUGUCCAACUGUAA